Molecule: messenger RNA, 886 nt
Organism: Rhopalosiphum padi (bird cherry-oat aphid)
Lineage: Eukaryota; Metazoa; Arthropoda; Insecta; Hemiptera; Aphididae
Exons: 1
Coding region: 1-744 (247 amino acids)
Source: RefSeq, a predicted model, not a curated record
AUGUAUGAAUCAAUCACAUUAAGUUUAACUGGGAAUGAAACCACACUAUCUUCAAAUUAUUUCCCGUCUCUAAACGUGUACGAAGACUCUGAAAUAGCUUUGUUAUGUUUACAAACGUUCAAUUCGUUUCCAAACAUAAAUUCUUCUAAUAACAAAUUUGCAAUACAAGUAAUAGACGAGUAUAAUAAUAAUAAUAAUGAAAAUAUAUGUUAUAUUGCAUUAAAAACGGGAUGUUACGAAAUUGUAGAUAUUAACCGUCAAAUUAAGAAGCAAAUAAAUUCUUACAAUGAAGAAAAUGGUACAAAAAUAACAUUCGAUAUUUCAGUUGACCAUAAUGAUUUUAGAUCAUACAUACAAUGUAAUGGUAUAAUUAUGUUUAAUAUGAUUAAUGGGAUAGCACCCAUAUUAGGAUUUGAAAAACGAGACUAUCCUCCGGAGUAUGUAACUCAUCGAUCGGAAAAAGCUGUAAAUUUAAACACAAUUAAUUCUAUAAAAGUGAUGUGUAAUAUAGCUCAAGGAUCAUUCAACAAUCACCUUCAAAGUCAUACGAUUUACGAGUUUUUUCCGAGUGAAAAGACUGGGACAAAAGUUGUUCAAUCACCGCCAAAUUUAAUAUAUUAUAAAUUAAAUAAAAUAAAUAUUGAUUCAAUAACUGUACAAUUAGUUGAUCAGGAUUUUAAUCAAAUCGAAAAUUUUGGUGAGACAUUAACAGUUGUGUUACAUAUUAAACGUUACGGUUCUUAAGAUGGGAUUAAAAUUCAAUAUAAACCCAUUACUUCACGUUAAUCGAGCUAGUCACACAACUAAAGUGUUACCGAUAACACCGACUAAAGUAAAAAAAUUAACGGUGAAAAAUAAAAAAAUUUUAAAGGCUCUUGGUUAUAAA